This is a messenger RNA of Salvia hispanica, 1119 nucleotides long. RefSeq names its product MADS-box protein 04g005320-like. The record is from RefSeq and is a predicted model, not a curated record. Gene Ontology annotation, molecular function: protein dimerization activity; DNA-binding transcription factor activity; RNA polymerase II transcription regulatory region sequence-specific DNA binding. Gene Ontology annotation, biological process: positive regulation of transcription by RNA polymerase II. Gene Ontology annotation, cellular component: nucleus. NCBI's taxonomy places the organism in Eukaryota, Viridiplantae, Streptophyta, Magnoliopsida, Lamiales, Lamiaceae.
UUCCUACCAAGAAAAACAGCAGCUGAAAUAAGAAGUUAGGAGAAAAAGCCCAAAAACAAAAAUAAGAAAACAGAAAUUCUUGAGCACCACACAACCAUAAAUGUGUAUUUGAACCAAAAAAGGAUAAGUUCCUCUUCUGUUGUGUUGGUUUGUUCAGAAACUAAGAAGGUUUUAAAUAUCAAAGCUUCUUGAAAAGUACACCACAUAUAUAUAAAAAAAUGGGGAGAGGGAAAGUGGAAUUGAAGAGGAUUGAGAACAAGAUAAACAGACAGGUUACUUUUGCCAAAAGAAGAAAUGGUUUGCUGAAGAAGGCCUAUGAACUCUCCAUUCUCUGUGAUGCUGAGGUUGCUCUCAUCAUCUUCUCCAACAAAGGCAAGCUCUAUGAGUUCUGCAGCUCUUCUAGCAUGGCCAAGACACUUGAGAGAUAUCACAAAAGCAGCUAUGGCCUAAUUGAAUCUCAGCAAUCUCCUGAUGAUGAAAGGAGUAGCUACUUGGAGUGCUUAAAGCUCAAGUCAAGAGUUGAGGUUCUACAACAAUCUCAAAGGCAUCUUCUGGGGGAAGACUUGGGAAAGUUUGGUGUAAGGGAACUUGAUCAACUCGAAUGUGUAUUAGAUGCAUCUUUGAAUCGAAUAAGAUCAAAACAGACACAACACAUGUUCGAGCAGCUUUCUGGUCUUCAAAGAAAGGAAAAAGACCUGAUGGAUAUUAAUAGAGCUCUCAGGAAAAAGCUCGAAGGAGGCAGUGAUCAACCAGUACCCUACCGGCCGCAGCCAGCUGCUCGGCCUCAGGUGUUUUUCGAACCUCUUGCUGCCAACAACUCAACCCUUAUUAGGUACAACUCUCAGGUGGCGCAAAAUAAUGCUGAGGGUUCUUCACAAAAUGUGAACGCGAUUUUGCCUGCAUGGAUGCACUGAAUUUCUCAAUAAAUACAAAAAAAUGCAGCCAACUUAUUAAAAUUAAAGUUUUUUUAGGGGAAGGGGGUGGAAAUAAAAUGGGAUUUACGCUUAUUUAUGGGAUGAGCAACCUCAGGUAUGGAAGACAAUUUGCAUGUAUUAUUAAGAUCUUAUAUGAUGUCUGAAAAAAAAUACUCACUACGAAAUCAGUAUUUUUAUUUAUAUA